CCUGGAAACAAUAAUAAAAAAGUGAAUUGUUUGGCCGCUUUAAAAAAAAAAAAAAUUGGCUUGCAGUCUUUUGGAGACAGGAUUAUUUCUUCCACAUUUCCACAAAAGUAUGGAAAAUGAAAACCUAUUUCUCCAGUGGAGAAAUUAAAUUAUCCUGGAAAUUUGGAGCCAAUCACUUCUUUGCUUCUAGCUAGAGCAACGCCCCCAUGUGACCCUACCAACCAACCAAAUUUCUAUAUCCUUUUCCAUUUGGUUGGUAUGGUCACAUGGAGGCGCACAAAUGUUUAUCUCUGCUAACUUACACAGUUAAUAAAAGCACGUCACCUUAAAAAAAAAAACAUAAAUUUGACCUCGGCUGAAGCUGCCGAUCGUCACUCUUGAUGUUCACUUCAGGCUGCAGGCCACGGUUUGAGCAACAGAAGACGCAGGGCCCCAGUCUCCCUGAUCUCUCUGAACAGAUCACCAACAGCUCACGGCGUUGUAGUUCAAACUGUGCCAUCUUCCCUCUACAGAUUGAAAAACGACGUUCCACCUAAAACCGUCGUCUUUUCAUUUAUUUGUUUGUUUCGUUAUUGACACAGCACACAACUGCAAUCAUAACAGCAUCAACUGUCGUCAUAAGCUGAUUUCAGAUCAGCCAGACAGUAUGACUUCAAGGAUCAGUGGAUGGCAGAUUAUGGGGAUUAAUCUUCACGGGCAGAUUCUACUCUUAGCAGCUUUCAGCGAAAGUUGCUGCCCAAGCAGGGAUGAAGUCUGCGUCUGUCAAGGAGCUUAGGUCCAACCACCUUGUCCUCUGAAGCCACAUAUGCUCCAAAGGUGUUCACAGCUACAGAAUAAAAGACUGUGAACACUGUCCAGUGAUGCAUGAGACUCACCCUGAAUAGCUAUGGCCAUGAACUGAUCUCAGAAAAGCAAAAUAAUCUUUUUAAUCCACACGGCUGCUAUGUGCUCAGCAAUCUUCCCCACAUGUGGAGGCUGCAGCUGUGCAUGUCCAGAGACAAAAGAACAUUUACUCCACCUUCCAUCUUUUUUUUUUUGUCAACCUCCUCUCAACCAUUCAUGAUGCUCAGCUCUAAUGCCACAGCCGUAAGGACACAUGUCAUAUCCUGUCCAAUAGUGACGGCUGUGUUUGGUAUCAGCAGCCAGUCAAACCCACUCUGGCUUCUGUUCAUCAUAACUUAUGUAAGAUUUCUUUUUAAUAACAGAAUAUGUCACUGUACUGUAUUGAGACGACGUGUAUGUCACUAAUAUCUGUCCAUCUCUGCCAUUAGGAUUAAAGGGCUUUAAACCAGCGUUUGAAUGGAUAUUAAAAUGUGUUCGCAGCCCCAUGAUUUUAUAAUCUCACUAAAAAAAAAGUAUUUUUUAUUGUGGUGAAUAUAAAUGUUAGACAGCUGCAGGAAAAGGAAAUUGUGAAAUAUUCUUUUUUUAUUUUUGUAACAAUUGACGACAUUAGCCAGAAAAUAAUAAGCGAAGCUACAGUCACAAUGUCAAAGGAAUUCUUAAAGUCAACCUAAAAUUUACAUUAAAAUGAAUUUAAAAUGUAUCUGACAUGUAUUUUUGCCAUUAGGUACAUUUGUUUUUACAUUUUAUAGGUACAUUACAUUAUUUAUUAUUUUAUAGGUACAUUACAUUUUAUUGUUACCAUGUAAAUAAAAUACAGUAAAUAAUAAACAAGAAUGGCAAAAAAAAGAAACAGAAGCAGAACCAUCCAAAAUCUAUUUCACUCUGGAUAGUUAUAAAAACUGUCCACGUUCACACUCCCAUUCACACACUCCUCUCACACACCAGGCUUUAUACUGGUCUUUCUCUAACUGUAAGGCAAAUAGCACUGACCACUGCUACACCGUGUGGCCAUUUGCUUAACAACAAUGUUUUUUGAAACAACAUAAAUUUGUGCUGUGUUUUAUAAUAUUUCAUCUCUAUUAUGUCUGUUGUUAGACGGUAGGACGAAGCUGAAGAAAUAAGAAUAAAAAUAUGUGUGUUUAUGACAUACACAGUGUUGUGUGUGUGUGGGUGUGGUUUCUGUUGUUCUAGUUUAAAUUGUAGACUAAAUCUUCUCAUGUUCCCUUCCUAGCAGGUGAGAGAUGCCCAGGCGUCAUUGGUGUGGCUCCAACGUCACAGGAAGUUCCAGGUGGGGUCCUGUCUUGGAAAUCACGGUGUUAUUUAUUACUUGGUUUAUAUACAGUGAGACUACUGGAUACAGUCGAUGAGAUCAAAUUCUUGGGAAUCGACCUGCCCUGACCCUGAGGUCUUCCAGAAAUGACAAAAACCCUCAGCAUUAAGACACUUGUUAACCAGAGGCUGAGGAUUAUCUACCUGUCAGCAUCAUCAUCAUCCUACUGCCUCUAACUUGGCGAAAUGGUGGAUGAUGGAUGGACAAUGUGGUGACUGAUACAGGAGCAGGAAUUGGCUGAUGGGAGAAGAGAGAGAGGGAGAGAGAGAGAUGAUCCAUGCGUAAAUCCCAGUCCAGAGUCAGAGUGAGGGUCAAAUCCUUUGACAACGUGACGUCCUACAGACGCGUGCUGAACAGCGUGUUAGCUUCGACGAUGGUAGAGUUGUGACAUUUCGACACUGGGCUGAUCUGAGUGACACGCGGCACCAAAUGGGACCCUCAGCCGACCUGCCGUGUUCGGGAAACAGCAGCAGCUCGCGCGUCUCCUCGGCCCUGGACACAUGAACUUUUCGGCUCCUCGGCGCAGCCUCGUCCUCUCUGCAUCGUCUCCAGACGGAACAUGAAGACCACUCGCAGAUGCAGGACCCUCCUGUCGGUGAGCCUCAACUUCUUCGCCCUCUUCUUCUCCAUCACCGCCUUCAUCACCACCUACUGGUGCGUAGGAACCCAGAGAGUACCCAAGCCGAAGUGCAGCAAGCUGCGGACGCACCAGUGCAUCGACUACGGCGUGAAUGAGACCGACCCCAACAAGGUGGUCUACAGCUGGGAGACUGGGGACGACCGCUUCCUCUUCCGCCAGUUUCACACCGGCAUUUGGUUCUCAUGUGAGGAGAACAUCGACGACGAAAGUGAGAGAUGCCGAAGUUUUAUCGAUUUGGCUCCUGCCUCAGAGAAAGGGAUGCUGUGGCUGUCACUGGUCUCUGAGAUGCUGUACAUUGUUCUGCUGGUGGUGGGCUUCAGCCUCAUGUGUUUGGAGCUGGUCCACUCCAGUAAUGUCAUUGAUGGACUCAAGCUCAACGCCUUCGCUGCUGUCUUCACUGUGCUCUCAGGUCUUCUUGGUAUGGUGGCGCAUGUGAUGUACACGCAGGUCUUCCAGGUCACAGUCAGCCUUGGUCCUCCGGACUGGAGACCCUACAACUGGGACUAUGGCUGGUCCUUCUGCAUGGCCUGGGCCUCCUUCACCUGCUGUAUGGGCGCCUCCGUCACCACCUUAAACUCCUACACCAAGACUGUCAUUGAGUUCAGGCACAAACGCAAGACCUUUGAGCAAAGCAUCCGAGAGGAGCACGCCAGGGAGGCGUUUGGAUAUUUCAGAGAACGCUCUGUUCAUUCUAUUUCUAAAUCUGUGGAGGUUUACUCCAGCCGGAGCGGCCGGAGAACGCCCAUACCUGCAGACUCGCUGGACCUGAGCGACAUCGCAAACUCUUUAGGAGAAGAACAGUGCUGAGAAAGGCAGGACAGAAGGUGGCGCUGGAGCCUGGCAGCUGAAUGGAAGAUUGCAGUUGUUAGUUCCUUCUCUGUGAGCUGGAUGUACCAUGGGCUGUACAGGUCUGCACUGCCUUAACCUGCACAGGUCACACAGCUUGGUGUCAACAGCGGACGGUGCAGCUGAGAAGUGGAAAAUAAAAAAUAAUCUCACCUCA
Messenger RNA from Cynoglossus semilaevis (tongue sole), 3816 nucleotides. RefSeq names its product gsg1-like (gene gsg1l). The coding region runs from base 2733 to 3620 and encodes 295 amino acids. The transcript has 8 exons. Lineage: Eukaryota; Metazoa; Chordata; Actinopteri; Pleuronectiformes; Cynoglossidae. The record is from RefSeq and is a predicted model, not a curated record. Gene Ontology annotation, cellular component: plasma membrane.